AUGAACAAAGUCGUGAUUGAAGUUCAAAACAUCACUAAAAUUUACAAACAAAAGAUCGCCAACGACAACAUUUCGUUUGUGGUUCACCAGGGCGAAAGAGUCGGCGUGAUUGGUCAAAACGGCGCUGGGAAAACCACUCUGGUUGAACAAAUCGUCGGGAUUACUAAACCGACCAAAGGCAAAAUUAUCUACCACUUUCCCUACAAACGAACUCCGCAGGAAAAAAUGGGCAUCCAGUUCCAAGACUCUUCUUAUCCCGAAGGUCUGACGGUUAAAGACGUGAUUAAUUUCCAACUUGAUAUUUACGGUUCGACUAUCUCACGCCGAGAGCUACUUAACAUGCUCCACAUUUUCCAAGUCGAUGAGUUUUACCACAAAAAAGCGAAGGGACUUUCAGGCGGUCAACUGCAAAAAAUCAACGUUUUACUAGCGGUCAUCCACAACCCCGAAGUAGUCGUUUUGGACGAAAUAUCAACCGGUCUUGACAUCUCGGCCCGGGAAGAAAUUCUCAACUACGUGGAAAAAUACCUGAUUGAAAAGAAGAUGACCACGUUUUUAAUUUCACACAACAUGUCCGAAAUUGAACGACUGUGUAAGCGGGUGAUUUUGCUUGAUGACGGUAAAAUCCAUUAUGAUGGAUCUUUGUCGGAGAUUGUUCAAGAACAUGGUUCGCUGAGAGCUUACGUGGUUAAGUUUUUAGAAGCUAGAAAAAAAGCUCGGGAGCGUUUGCUUAAGAAAAAGCUCGCUUCGCCAAGCGACCCCCUCAAGAAAGGUGCUUAA
This is a messenger RNA of Centruroides sculpturatus (bark scorpion), 780 nucleotides long. RefSeq lists its product as uncharacterized. Gene Ontology annotation, molecular function: ATP binding; ATP hydrolysis activity. The transcript has a single exon. NCBI's taxonomy places the organism in Eukaryota, Metazoa, Arthropoda, Arachnida, Scorpiones, Buthidae. Bases 1 to 780 code for a protein of 259 amino acids. The record is from RefSeq and is a predicted model, not a curated record.